Molecule: messenger RNA, 1800 nt
Organism: Nerophis lumbriciformis (worm pipefish)
Lineage: Eukaryota; Metazoa; Chordata; Actinopteri; Syngnathiformes; Syngnathidae
Biological process (GO): regulation of cytokine production; regulation of immune system process; negative regulation of transcription by RNA polymerase II
Cellular component (GO): nucleoplasm; nucleus
Molecular function (GO): RNA polymerase II cis-regulatory region sequence-specific DNA binding; DNA-binding transcription repressor activity, RNA polymerase II-specific; DNA-binding transcription activator activity, RNA polymerase II-specific
Source: RefSeq, a predicted model, not a curated record
AUAAUUAUAGUGAAAGUAAGUGUUGAUAUAAGUUAGUGAGGUUUUUGUUUCAUAAUGUCAGACUUGGAGGUGCGGGUGGUGUCCAUUUUGCAGCAGAUGGUUGACGCUACAGUGAGUGAAAUGAAGAAAGUUAUGAAGAAGAGUCCACAAGAAGAGUCACGGAGCGAGGACAACAACAACGUGCACGAUGAGGUGGUCCUUCCUCUCAGCACAUUCAUGACGUCUCUGGCCCAAGAGGUGGCGGAGAAGAUCUGCCAGCUUUUCUACGAAUGUUCUUCUCUGCUUCGCUUUGAAGUGUCGCAGGGUGAAGCUGAGGUGGAGGAGCUGAGGAAGAGGCUGCAGGCGGCAGAGAGCGACCUGAGUCUGUUGCUGACAGUAGGUCACGUGGAGGAGACGGAGGAAGUAGAAGUCACCCUCGCCAAGGAGGAGGAGGAGGCUUGCUCCCCGCAGCAAUUAAAGAAGAAGCGUGGCCGAGCUGGUGGCGCCUGCGGGGUGAAAAGAUCGCCCAUUGUUCACCUGUGGAAGGGCAGAACUUGCGAGGAGAGUGUCCAUCCAGCACCAAUGGAGGACACAUGUGUUGUUGACCAGAGUUUAGAAGACACAGACGCCCACAAUCAGCAGGAAGAUGCAAGUACUGCUGGACACACGAGGACAUCCAAACGUGCAGUCAGAGCGCGCCAUGGCGUGUGCAGACGUGGCCUCACAUACAGCUGCCAGUUCUGCCACAAGAGCUUCAGCAUCAACGGCAACCUGCAGCGCCACCUGCGCAUCCACACGGGGGCGAAGCCGUUCAGCUGCGACACCUGCGGCAAAAGCUUCAACCAGUCGGACACGUUGAAGAGUCACCGGAGGAUCCACACGGGCGAGCGGCCCUUCGUCUGCAACACCUGCGGAAAGACCUUCAUCCAGAAGAGCGCCCUGAGAACGCACCAGAAGUUGACCCACGUCACAGACAAGACGCAGGCCUGCGUGGCGUGCGGCGCCGCCAUGUCCUGCGUCGACUUGCUGGACGUCCACCUGGACACGCACCGCGCCAGCGUCCCGUGCGAGUGCGUUCUCUGCGGCCGACACUUGGACUCCGUCACGGAGCUUCGCUCUCAUCAGCAAGGCCACAUAAUGGACAAGCUGCACACCUGCGGCCUCUGCGGGAAGAGCUUCAAGUCGCCAAGUUACCUAAAGAGUCACCUGAAGAUGCACUGCGGCGAGAAGCCUUUCACCUGCGACGUCUGCCUACGCUCCUUCACGCAGAAUAGCAGCCUCAAGUUACAUCAGGCGGUGCACACGGGAGAGAAACCCUUCGGCUGCAACACGUGCGACAAGCGCUUCAGCAGCCUGGGCAACCGGAACCGCCACCUGCGCAUCCACACGGGCGAGAAACCGUACAGCUGCAACACGUGCGGCCGCCGCUUCAACCAGAGCAACAGCCUGAAGGCACACCAACAGAUCCACACGGGCCAGAAGCCAUUCAUUUGUGACAAGUGUGGCAAGGUCUUCGCCUACAUGAGGAACCUGAGGGACCACAAGUGCUUCUACGUGUGACCCCGCCUGCGCUCUCUGCAAAGGUUAUCAAACAACUUUUACAGAAAUGACUUCAUCGUCACCUUUUUUAAUGAUUGUUAUACCAACAGACCUUCUGGUGCUGUUGGGAAUGUCCGAAAACUAGGAUAGCUGGGCCAAAAGCUAUGAUGGUUUUAAUUGAAUGUACAAACCCUGUUUCCAUAUGAGUUGGGAAAUUGUGUUAGAUGUAAAUAUAAACGGAAUACAAUGAUUUGCAAAUCCUUUUCAAGCCAUAUUCAGUUG